Molecule: messenger RNA, 603 nt
Organism: Rhizoctonia solani
Lineage: Eukaryota; Fungi; Basidiomycota; Agaricomycetes; Cantharellales; Ceratobasidiaceae
Product: adaptin ear-binding coat-associated protein
Exons: 7
Coding region: 1-603 (200 amino acids)
Biological process (GO): endocytosis
Cellular component (GO): clathrin vesicle coat; membrane
Source: RefSeq, a predicted model, not a curated record
AUGGAGGACGAUGAUAUUGAAUCUAUCUUGUUUAUAUGUAGAGAGGCGAUGGUUUUUAAGAUUCCACCGAGACAGAGCAACGCGGGGUACAGAGCCGCGGAAUGGGGUGACUUGGGUUCUCCCCUAUGGAAGGGGCGAAUGAGAAUCAUUGAGCGUAAUUCUGGAUGUUCAAUCCGCCUCGAGGAUUCACAAACUGGCGAAGUGUUUGCUCAGGCCCCCUACGACGUAACAGGGAUGUCUGUAGAGGCAGUUCUAGAUUCCUCACGCUAUUUUGUUCUCCGCGCCGAGGAUCAAGGCAGGAAAGCGUACAUCGGCAUUGGUUUCGCGGAAAGGGCCGAAAGUUUCGAUUUCAACGUAGCACUUCAGGACUACACUAAACGCCAGAAGGCAUUGUUGAACCCUGAAACGAACGAAAGCGAAACUGCAUCUCCCCACAUCCCUACCGGGCCGAAGAAAGAUUACUCCCUCAAGGAGGGACAAACCUUCUCAAUUAAUAUUCCUGGAGGACGAGGCAGCGCUUCCAAAACACAGUCAACUUCAGAUUCUCUUGGUGGUGCCAUGCCUCUCCUUCCUCCGCCCCCCAAAGGGCCCAGCCGUAGAUAA